This is a messenger RNA of Salvelinus sp. IW2-2015, 2935 nucleotides long. RefSeq names its product WD repeat-containing protein 26. Gene Ontology annotation, biological process: proteasome-mediated ubiquitin-dependent protein catabolic process. Gene Ontology annotation, molecular function: protein binding. Lineage: Eukaryota; Metazoa; Chordata; Actinopteri; Salmoniformes; Salmonidae. Gene Ontology annotation, cellular component: GID complex. The record is from RefSeq and is a predicted model, not a curated record.
GUGACGUCACUGCGUCUCAAUAUCCAUAAUGGGUCUGCAGCUGUCUGGAGAGCAACAAUAACAAGAGAAGCUCAGCGAUAAAACGAGUUAUUGUCUCAUAUCUGACACCUUUGCUAGCCCCAACUUCACAUCAUUCUGUCACCAACACUCUUGGUGAAUUAACUCUGGCCUCCGCUUCCUCCGACUCGGAAACCGGCGGAGCGUCGCCGCCACCGCUGAAGAAAUACCGAGCUUCGGUGGCGGAGGGAGCAGGGGGGCUUGGGGCUGCAAUUGGGUCAGCGGCCCUGUCUACAGUUGUGGGGAUUUUAACUUUUCCCAAUUCACCCGUUGCUCCUAUCAUUCGAUUCAAUCCGCACAGUGUAGCCCACAUCAACAUUAAUAACAUGCAGGCCAACGGGGCAGGGCAGGGUCAAGAUUCGGAGCUGUCCUGCCUAAACAACAGUGCGCAAAACGGAGAGUCGUCCUCCGCCGGGGAAGCUCACACUAACGUUAAUGGACUGUCCACAACAAACAAUGGGAACUCUGUCAGUAACAACGACGGUAUCCCAUCCCCAGCAGCAUCCAACAACACCGUGUCUUCGGAUGCAAACUCCGUGAAAAAGAAGAAAUGUCUUUCUCAGUCAGAGGAAGAUGUCAUUAGACUUAUAGGGCAACAUUUACACGAUUUAGGACUUAAUCAGACAGUGGACCUGUUGAUGCAGGAGUCUGGCUGCAGACUGGAGCAUCCCUCUGCCACAAAGUUCCGCAACCAUGUGGUGGAAGGAGAGUGGGACAAGGCUGAAAGUGACCUGAAUGAGCUAAAAGCAUUGAUGCAUUCUCCAAGUGCUAUUGUGCGGAUGAAGUUCCUGCUCCUGCAGCAGAAGUACCUGGAGUAUCUGGAGGAUGCCAAGGUCCUGGAGGCGCUGCAGGUCCUGAGAGCUGAGCUCACUCCCCUCAAGUACAACACAGAGCGCAUCCACAUCCUGAGCGGGUACCUGAUGUGCAGCCAUGCAGAGGAACUGAGAGCAAAGGCAGAGUGGGAGGGUAAAGGCACUGCCUCCCGCACUAAACUCCUGGACAAGUUACAGACGUACCUGCCUCCCUCUGUGAUGCUGCCUCCGCGCCGGCUGCAGACCCUGCUGAGGCAGGCUGUGGAGCUGCAGAGAGAGCGUUGCCUCUACCACAACACCAAACUGGACAGUGGCCUGGACUCUGUGUCCCUCCUCCUGGACCACGCCUGCAGCCGGAAACAGUUCCCUUGCUACACCCAGCAGAUCCUCACCGAACACUGCAAUGAAGUGUGGUUCUGCAAGUUCUCCAAUGACGGCACCAAACUGGCMACGGGAUCCAAAGACACCACAGUCAUCGUGUGGCAUGUCAACACAGAGAGUCACCAGUUGAAGCUGAUGAAGACUCUMGAGGGCCACGCCUACGGUGUCUCAUACCUGGCCUGGAGCCCUGAUGACACUUACUUGAUUGCCUGUGGCCCCGAUGACUGCUCAGAGCUGUGGCUGUGGAAUGUACAGACGGGUGAGUUGCGGACAAAAAUGAGCCAAUCACACGAGGACAGUCUGACCAGUGUGGCUUGGAAUCCAGACGGCAAACGCUUCGUCACCGGAGGCCAGAGGGGCCAAUUCUACCAGUGUGAUCUGGAUGGUAACCUGCUGGACUCGUGGGAAGGAGUAAGGGUUCAGUGCCUGUGGUGCCUGGGUGACGCUCGGACCGUCCUGGCAUCAGACACACACCAGCGUAUCCGUGGUUACAACUUUGAGGACCUUACGGACAGAAACAUAGUCCAGGAGGACCAUCCAAUCAUGUCUUUCACAGUUUCAAAGAACGGGAGGUUAGCUCUGCUGAAUGUGGCUACUCAGGGUGUGCACCUGUGGGACCUACAUGACCGGGUGCUGGUGAGGAAGUAUCAGGGUGUGACACAGGGCUUCUACACCAUCCACUCCUGCUUUGGAGGACACAACGAAGACUUCAUCGCCAGUGGGAGUGAGGAUCACAAAGUGUACAUCUGGCACAGGCGCAGUGAGCUGCCCAUCGCAGAGUUGACAGGUCAUUCACGUACAGUGAACUGUGUGAGCUGGAAUCCUGUAGUGCCCGGUCUCCUGGCCAGCGCCUCAGACGACGGCACCGUCCGAAUCUGGGGGCCCGCCCCUUUCCUUGAUGUCCAGGACGCUGAGGGGCUAAACGAAUGUUGUAGCAUGGACAGCUGAUGAUGACCUUGGAGCAGAAGACACUACUUCUCGAAUCCAGGAGAAAAACACUAAACUCUAACGAAUGAAGCAGAGAAACUAUUGCGUUUUGGCAGCUGCUUUCUGAAGGUUUGGCUCUGGUCUGGGGCUGUGCUCCAGCGGAGGGUGAUAACGUCACACACACGGAGAUGUCAGACAAAUCACUUAAAUUAACUGAUUACCAAGCAGCCACCUUGACUGACCUCCCACCUCCUCUUACCUGUGUGGCUCACAGUGUCUGAUGUCUGUUGCACCUCCUGUGUUCAGCCAGGCCCCAUCCUCUUUCGUCUUGGAGCUAACCCCAGGACUGCCACCUUUCACCUGCCUCGUCGAGAGUUUAUUAUUUAUUAUUGAUAGUAUUAUUUAUUGUCAUGAUUAGUACGUUGAUAUAUAGAGAGAGGGCUGUAGUGGUGGAGAGUGGUAAGGGUAUAUACAGUGCUGUGAAAAAGUAUUUGCCCCUUUUUAAUUCUCUACUUUUGCAUAUUUUUUAUACUAAAUGUUAUCAGAUCUUCAACCAAAACCGAAUAUUAGAUAAAGGGAACCUGAGUGAACAAAUAACUCAACAAUUACAUACUMAUUUCAUAACCAAAGUUAUGCAACACCCAAUUCCUCUGUGUGAAAAAGUAAUUGCACCCUUACACUCAGUAACUGGUUAUGCCACCUUUAGCUACAAUGACUCGAACCAAACGCUUCCUGUAGUUGUUGAUCAGUCUCUCAUG